This is a messenger RNA of Verticillium alfalfae VaMs.102, 705 nucleotides long. RefSeq lists its product as hypothetical. Gene Ontology annotation, biological process: N-acetylglucosamine metabolic process. The transcript is spliced from 2 exons. NCBI's taxonomy places the organism in Eukaryota, Fungi, Ascomycota, Sordariomycetes, Glomerellales, Plectosphaerellaceae. The record is from RefSeq and is a predicted model, not a curated record. Gene Ontology annotation, cellular component: cytoplasm. The coding region runs from base 1 to 705 and encodes 234 amino acids.
AUGCCUCAGCUACGAUCCAACGGCCCAAUGGUUGUCAUCGAAUCGCCAUUGCCAUAUUGGCAAGUCAAUGUCGAACCCAGUGCGAGAACAGAAGAAUGCCCGGCAGCGCUGCUCAAACUUGAUGAUAAAGACAUUGGCAUCCUGAGCACGCCCGAUGCCGAUUACCAAGCGCAAUCUUGGGCCGAGGUGCGGCACCUGACGGCGACAAAUCACCUCGAGCACUUCCGUCGUGUGCCGUCCGAUUUACGCCAGUACAGGGUCUUCAUCUACGAUCUGAAGCAAGAACAUGGCAGCGUGAUGAACUUUGUUCUGAAGUACAGGUUGGGCUGGCAGGCACCCAUCAUACCAAGAGGCAGACCAUUUGAGUAUGGAGAGGACCUUAAAGUGCUGCACAACGACUGGCCGUAUGGAAUUGACCCACGGAUCAAGCACUUGAUCGUGUGGACAAAGUUUGACUUGGAAGAGGAUCCAGAGACGGGCGACUUGAGCGAUGAGACGAGGAGAAAAGUCGAUGGGUACGUGAAUGAAGCGUUUCGCGCUCAUAUGCCAGAUGAUACGGUCAUUUGGUUCCGCAAUUGGAGUAGUCUCAAAUCCAUCCAUGCAGUCGAGCAUUUUCACGUCAUGCUCUUUGACCCGCCGGAGGGCUUCAUCCAGCAAGUCACCGGUGGCGACAUCCCGUUGUCUGUUCUGACGAGACAGCAGUAG